Lycium barbarum (goji berry) is the source of this 1500-nucleotide messenger RNA. Its product is annotated as transcription factor bHLH91-like. Lineage: Eukaryota; Viridiplantae; Streptophyta; Magnoliopsida; Solanales; Solanaceae. Gene Ontology annotation, molecular function: protein dimerization activity. Bases 122 to 1333 code for a protein of 403 amino acids. The transcript is spliced from 3 exons. The record is from RefSeq and is a predicted model, not a curated record. Gene Ontology annotation, biological process: anther wall tapetum development; regulation of DNA-templated transcription.
ACGUAUUUCUUUCUUCUUUUUGAACUUUUCUUCCACAACUAAACUGCUCCAUUCUUGAUUUUUCUUCUUAUCAAGUUUUAUUUUCAUUUAACAGCUACUUUAACUGUUUUCAAGAACCAGAAUGUAUGCAGAAAGUUUGUCUUUUGAUCCUACUUCUCAUCAAGAUGAAGGAUUAGAUAAAGAGGGGUUGCUUCAUCAUGCAACAUCUUAUGGUACUAACUUUUCCAUGGGACUACAGCAACAGAUGAAUCUUGAAAUUGGAAAAUUUCAUUCUACUCUAAAUUGCAAUAAUGACCAAAGUACUGAAAAUAACUUGAAUAUGCAAGAAUUUGGUCAGCCAAGUUGGGGAGAAAUGGGGUUUAAUCCUUACAAUCAACAACAACUUAGCUACCCCAUUUCCUCAUUGAUUUCAAAUCCAUCAAAUUUCAUAUCAAACACAGACCUCCAGAAAUCUUCAAAUUUCUUGAGCACUCCAUCACUAGGUCUUUUAGCCUCAACUUCAACUAAUCUUUUUUAUGACCCACAAUUGAUGAAUAUGCCUAUGAAUCCUUGUACCCCACAACAACAACAACCUAGUUUGUUUAAAGAGUUGUUUCAUCUUUCCCCACAUGGAUUAGGAAGCUGGGGGACGGGUUCGUUGUUUAGCCAUGGUCAUGGAGUUGUUGAAGAAGAGGUAACAGGUGGUACUUUUUACCAUGAUGGGAGUUUUUUAAGUGGAGAUAUCAACUCUGAAGCAAUUAAAAAGAAGGAAGGUAAAGAUAUAAAGCAUCAUGCUUCUGAGAAACAAAGGAGAGUUCAUUUCAGUGACAAGUUUCAAGCUUUGAGGACUUUGAUCCCAAAUCCCUCAAAGAAUGAUAGAGCAACAAUUAUUGCGGAUGCAAUUGGCUACAUCAAUGAGCUGAAAAUGAGAUUACAUGAACUCAAGAAUCAAGUAGAUUGGAAGAAAGAGAGGAUCAAAAAGCAAAGAAUAGUAAAAGAUGAUGGUGCUGUCAUAGAAGCUGAGAAUUAUGCGAACAAAUCUUGCAAUGGAAAGAGUUCAUGGCAUCAAAGAAAAUCAAAGAAUAGUGAAGUUGAUGUGAGAGUUGUGGAAGAUGAAGUGACUGUUAAACUUGUCCAGCAUGAUCAGCACAAGAGAACGAAUUGCCUUCUCUUUGUAUCAAAAGCUUUUGAUGAGCUUAAGCUGGAUGUCCAUCAUGUUGCUGGAGGAUUGUUUGGUGAUCACUAUAGUUACCUCUUCAACUCCAAGAUUUGUGAAGGUUCAACAGUGUAUGCAAGUGCAAUAGCUGACAAGGUUAUUGAAGUUUUGGACAAGGAACAUGCAACCUUUAAUUAAGUUGGUCUAUUUGGUCUAGAAAUAUAAUAUAGGCUUCCGUUAAUUUCUACUUUGUAAAACAGUGAAAGGUGCAUAACGUUAUUUCCUGGUUUGUUGAAAACAAAUUCGACCUACGUAAUAUGUGAGAAUUAUGAUGAUUAUUUACAUUUGAUCUGAAAGAUCUAGCA